This is a messenger RNA of Paramormyrops kingsleyae, 1479 nucleotides long. RefSeq names its product membrane protein BRI3-like. Lineage: Eukaryota; Metazoa; Chordata; Actinopteri; Osteoglossiformes; Mormyridae. The record is from RefSeq and is a predicted model, not a curated record.
CGAAAUACGUCUUGAAUGACUGAAUCUGAACGCUGCUUGCGCUAGAGACCCCUGUGGCUUUAAGAACGGCUUCCUCCUCAGUUCGGCUAUCACAUGAUUUUGUCCUGUGACUGAAGACGCGGCAGCAGAAACAAACACAGGCCUUUUCCGUAUAGGGAACAUCGAAGCAGAAGGGGGAAUACCUCCAGUAAUAUGGACAGCAAGUCUCUGGUGCAAGACAGACCCCCUGCUUACAGCGUCGCCCCUGGGGGAUAUGAAUACGGGCAGCAGCCGCAGCAUAACUAUGGAGCGAUCCGCACGUCUGGCCCGCCGCCGCAGGGCUAUCAACCGCCUCUUCCGCCAUAUCAAUAUCCCAACGGGCCAGCGUGCUCACAGCUGCCAUCUAUUGGCCAGCAACCGAGUUACUCCAACACGUACACGAUCAUCCAGCCCUCUGUAGUGGUGGUGGGUGGAUGCCCGGCUUGCAGAGUUGGUGUGCUGGAGGACGACUUCACUUGCUUAGGGCUCCUGUGUGCUAUAUUCUUCUUCCCCAUUGGGAUCAUCUUCUGCCUUGCGCUGCGCCAGAGGCGAUGUCCAAACUGUGGCGCCACCUUUGGGUAGAGGGACCAAACUGUGGUUUGGGCAUUUCAGAUUUUUUUUUCUCCAUUUCAUCUUCUACUACACACACACUGCCAUAUGUUUCCCAGAGAUUCAAAGCAAUAUGAUCAAGCAGUUUCUGAUGAGCAAUGUACCAUCAGAAGUCUGUAUUUAGAUUAAAAUUACCUGUCAAAUUCCUAGCUGUUUGUCACUCUGUUUUGGUGCCUUAGUGAUCUGAAUCAUUCUCUUCCCCCAUCACAGCUUACCGGAAAUAUGGGAUAAAAAAUACAUUUCAGAAAUGAUUCGCGUAUAUUUGCAGUUGGACUUACUCACAUUUAAUCCACCCUAAGAAUAAAUGUAACUUUCAGCUGGCUGCAGCUGGAAGAAAUUCUUGAAGGUUUUUUUUUUUCCCUCCCUGUGAUUCUUCUGUUGCUAUGGCAACCUUCACUCUGUGUUUUUGACGUUUUAGGGAUCAGUACCACUUGCUGGACUUAGGUGGCAUGUCUGGCUGCGUCUGUCUUCCUUCAGCCCAGCCGGGUUGCUUUGUGCCCAAAUGCCAUGAGAUUGUUGAGACAAAAUGAGAGAGAGAGACCAAAUCUUGCAGAGUGGCUUUCAGCCUCUGUCUCAUUUUCCUUCUGUAUGUUGCUGCUAGGGCCUCGCUGGUACCUACUAUCCUUCCUCUCAGGAUCACAUGGUUGUGAUGUUUGGAAAACAAAACAAUCACACAGCAGUAUUAACCUCCUCUCUGGAGUCAUUCUGAGUUCAUGAAUACUCUGCUGUUCCAUAUUACCUCUCGAUGCAAUAUGUAUUUACAUUAAUCACCCUGUAAGGAAAGUACACACUGUUAUGAAUGUAAUCCUGUUUAUAUGAAUGUAAAUAUAAUAAAAUGAAAUUGUAUCCACA